GGGAGGGUGUGCGGAGCGGACCGUGUCGGGACAGUGAAGGACGAGCCGCGGCGGACCGGUCCGAGUGCGGCUCCUUCGACCAUGUGCACGGUCGCCGACUGUGGAGCCACUGCACAUCCAGGAAGCGGUCGAUGUUCGGUGGGCGAGAGCAGUGUUUGAACGCCCUGUCCCCGACGUAACCCGGUUUUGCGACACUGACGAUCGCCUUCAUUGAUACAUGAAUGAUUUCAUCGUUGACCCAAGCCACACUUUCAAACUCCUCUGUGGAAAGAAGCAUGUCAAGUCUAGGUAUCGCCACAAACUCCUCUGGGGCUGUUGUUCCCGAAUUAUCCAUCAGCAGGCUUUUCCCUGCUCUUUUGGAGUGUUUUGGCAUUAUACUUUGUGGAUAUGUUGCUGGAAGAAUGAACAUCAUUAAUUCUACAGAGACCAAAGGUUUGGGAAAUUUUGUGUCAAUGUUUGCACUUCCUGGCCUCCUUUUUCAGAAUAUGGUGGUUUUGGACUUUGCUCACAUAAACUGGAUUUUUGUGUGCAGUAUUCUUGUGGCUAAAGUUGCAGUCUUCAUAACUGUCUGCAUUCUGACUCUGCUGAUAGCAAGUCCAGAAAGCCGAUUUGGCAAAGCUGGGCUCUUCCCAAUCUUUGCUACACAGAGCAAUGACUUUGCUUUGGGAUAUCCUAUAGUUGAGGCUCUCUACAGAGAUACAUGCCCAGAAUACCUUCAGUAUAUAUACCUGCUCGCUCCUAUCUCACUGUUAUUGUUAAAUCCAAUUGGUUUCAUCUUCUGUGAAAUCCAGAAAUGGAGGGAAGAUUUGAACCUUCAACAAAGCAAACUGAAGACUAUUGCAAUGGUACUGUUUCAGGUUUUAAAAAACCCCAUUGUUUUUAUGGUCAUUGUUGGAAUUUGUGGGAACUUUAUCUUUGAACAAAAGAUUCCAGCGAUUAUUGGAGAAUUUCUGGAUGGUCUGGCCAGCUCCUUCAGUGGCUCAGCACUCUUUUACCUUGGACUGACAAUGGUUGGGCAGAUUACAAAGCUGAAAAAAACUUCAGUUCUUGCAAUUAUUCUUCUGAUUACAGCCAAAUUAUUGGUGCUUCCUCUCAUUAGCCGUGAAAUGGUGGAAUUGCUGAACAAUGGCAACACUGAUGCUAACUACACCAGCCUGUCGAACUUUGCCUUCUUAUAUGGAGUUUUCCCGACAGCGCCUAGUGUAGCUAUUUAUGCAAAUCAGUACAAUAUGGAAAUUGAAAUUGUGACUCCAGGGAUGGUGAUAAAUACAUUAGUGUCUGCUCCCAUCAUGUACGUUUUGGCUUGGCUUUUGACAGUUCCAUCCAUGCAAACAGAAGUUUUGCGGUCUGCAAUUCAGGAUGUCAGCUUUGACCUGAGUAUAGUCACCCUAUUUUUUCUGGUGUGGACUCUAGCUGUUUUGCUGCUAAAUAAGAAAUUUAAGCAGUUGCCUCAUUUAUUCUCUCUGAACUUGCUGAUUGCACAGUGUAUGGUCUGUAUAGGAAUGAUCCUGUGGUAUGUUAUCAUCAAGCAAAAUAGCCUCCUUGGUCAGGUUCUGGGAUUCGUUGUGCUGUAUAGUUCGUUGUAUAGUGCAUACAUAUGGACAGGUCUGAUUGCACUGUCAUUACUUCUGUUGGAGCAAAAUGUCUCUAAGCACAGAGGAUUCUUCAUUGUUGCCGGAUGGGGAAUACCAGCAUUCACUGUGGGACUCUUAUUGAUUACUGCUCAUCCAGAUAUGCAAUCAGUGGGUGAUUCGGCAUUCUUUUAUGGACACUAUCAGGUUAUUAGUACAAUGGUGGUCCUUUUGUGUAGCAUUAUUCUUGCAGGCUCGUCACUGAUGCUACUGAGUCGAAACAGACAGAAGAAUGCUUACCGGGUGCUGCAACGUAACUCUAUUUCCAGGAGUAUUAGUGAGGAUGGUGCAGCGAAUGAAAUCCAAGUAACAGCUAGCAAUGGAACAUCAAAUAUAGAAUUUGCAUCAGGAGAAGACAUUUGUGAAGAGCAAAUAGAAAAUCAAGGUGAAUUAUGUUAUGCCAACCAGGAGGUUCCGAAUGAUAGCAGAACCAUAAAUACGACGUUACUGGGUGGUAUGGUUAUUAAAAAACAAAAUAGGGAGCCUUGCAACCCUGAAAACACGUUGAUGCAAGAAACGGGGUGCUUACAGAAUGGAGAUCCACAGCUCGCCAGGCACGUGCUACUGUGUUUGCUUCUCAUUAUAGGCAUGUUUGCUAAUGUAUCUAGUUGUUUGUGGUUGUUAGUUAACCCCGAUCCAGGUCGCCUUUAUGUCGAACUGCAGUUUUUCUGCGUAAUCUUCAAUUUUGGACAGGGUUUUAUUUCAUUUGGCAUAUUUGGAUUAGACAAGCAUUCAGUCAUUCUUCCAUUUAAAAAAAGGCUUGAAAAUCUAUGGUAUGGAAAAGAUUUUGGAACACAAACUGAUAAUUCAGUAGCUGAGCACAUAAGGAUGACUUGCCAACAGUUUACUCAGUAUCAUCGUGAUCAGUGUGCCAAAGACAUCGUUGAAAAGAGGAGUUUGCCUGCAGUUGAGGAAAUGCAUGUGUAGUGAGGUGACUUGGGUGCCAACUAUGCUGUGGGUGGUGUUAAAUUUGAGUGUCGAUGAAGCUACAUUCAACCAGGCAAGUGAAGAAAAUUCCAUCUCCACUGCCAACUUGUGCCUCACAGAUGAAGGAAGGUGUGGAGUCUCUACAGUUUGAGUUGAGAAAUGACAAGGGUAAAGGGACCCUAAUGGCAGUUGUAUAUGGCAGCCAGGAGGAUGUGGAUUACAAAUUACAGCAGGAGAUAGAAAAGGCAUGUCAGAAGGACAAUGUCAUGAUAACAGUUGGGGAUUUUAACAUGAAAGUGGAUUGAGAAAAGCAGGUCAGUACUGGACCUCAAGAGAGAAUUUUUAGAAUAUCUGAGGGAUGGCUUUUCAGAACAGUUUGUUGUUGAGCCCACUAGGGGAUCAGCUGUGCUGGAUUGGGUGUUGGGCAAUGAUCUGGAGGUGAUAAAAGAGCUUAAGGUUAAGGAACCCUUAGGGAACAGUGAUCACAAUAUGAUUGAGUUCACUUUGAAAUUUGAGAAAGAGAAAUUAAUUCCAACGUGUUGGUAUUUCAACGGGAUAAGGAAAAUUACAGUGGCAUGACAGGGGAACUGGCCAAAGUUAAUUGGAAAGGAACACUAGCAGGAAGGAAAGCAGAGCAGCAGUGGCUGGAGUUUCUGCAAAAAAUGACGAAGUGCAAGACAGAUAUAUUCCAAAUAAGAAGAAAUUUUCGAAUGGAAUAAGGACACUACCAUGGCUGAAAAGUGAAGUCAGAGCCAAAAUAAAAGCAAAAGAGAGGGCAUACAAGGAAGCCAGAGCUAGUGGGAAGAUAGAAGAUUGGGAAGCUUUUAAAAACUUGCAGAAGGAAACUAAGAAGGUCAUUGGGAAGGAAAAAAUGAAUUAUUAAGCAAGCCUGCGACUAAUAUCAAGGAAGAUACUAAAAGCAUUUUUAAAUAUAUAAAGGGUAAAAGAGAGUGGAGGGUAGAUAUUGGACCAAUAGAAAAUGACGUUGGAGAUAUUGUAAUGAGAGACACAGAGAUGGCAGAGGAACUGAAUGUGUAUUUUGCAUCAGUCUUCACAGUGGAAGCCAUAUGCAGUAUACCGGACAUUCAAGAGUGUCAGGGAAGUGAAGUAUGUGCUGUGAAAACUAUAACUGAGAGGCUGCUCAGGAAGCUUAAUGAUCUGAGGGGGGAUAAAUCUCCUGGACCUGAUGGAAUGCACCCUGGGUUCUGAAGGAUGUAGCUGGAGAGACAGCAGAGGCAUUAACAUUAAUCUUUCAAGAAUCCAUAGAUUCUGGCAUUGUACUGGAUGACUGGAAAAUUGCAAAUAUUACUCCGCUAUUUAGGCAGGGUGGGAGGCAGCAGAAAGGAAACUAUAGACCUGUUAGCAGGGUAGACAAAGGAGAUGCAGUAGAUGUGGUGCACUUGGAUUUUCAGAAGGCCUUUGACAAAGGUGCCACACAUGAGGCUGCUUAGCAAGAUAAGAGCCCAUGGAAUUACAGGGAACUUACUAGCAUGAGUGGAGCAUUGGCUGAUCAGUGGAAAACAGAGUGCGAAAAAGGAAUCCUAUUCUGGCUGGCUGGUGGUUACCAGUGGACAUCCACAGGGGUCAGUGUUGGGACCGCUGCUUUUUACAAUGUAUGUCAGUGAUUUGGACUAUGGUAUUAAUGGAUUUGUGGCUAAAUUUGCUGAUGAUACAAAGAUAGGUGGAGGAACGGGUAGUGUUGAGGAAACAGAGAGACUUAGAUAGUUUAGUGGAAUGGCUAAAGAAGUGGCAAAUGAAAUACAAUGUUGGAAAGUGUAUGGUCAUGCACUUUGGUGGAAGAAAUAAAUGGGCGGACUAUUAUUUAGAUGGGGAGAGAAUUCAAAAUGCAAAGGGACUUGAGAGUCUUCGUGCAGGAUACCUGAAAGGUUAACCUCCAGGUUGAUUUGAUGGCGAGGAAGGCCAAAUGCAAUGUUUGCAUUCAUAGAGGUAUAGAAGUGCAGAGAUGUGAUGUUGAAGCUCUAUAAGGCACUUGUGAGACCACACUUGGAGUAUUGUGUGCAGUUUUGGGCUCCUUAUUUUAGAAAGGGUAGACUGACAUUGAGAGGGUUCAGAGAAGAUUCACGAGAAUGAUUCCAGGAAUGAAAGGGUUACCGUAUGAGGAACGUUUGGCAGCUCUUGGGCUGUGUUCCCUGGAGUUCAGAAGAAUGAAGGGGUUUCUCAUAGAAACAUUUGGAAUGUUAAAAGGCCUUAACGGAUUAGGUAUGGCAAAGCUACAUCCCAAUGUAGGGGAGUUUAGGACAUAAGGGCACGACUUCAAGAUUGAAGGACAUCCACUUAGAACAGAGAUGUGGAGAAAUUACUUUAGUCAGAGGGUGGUAAAUCUAUGGAAUUUGUUGCCAUGAGUGGUUGUGGAGGCCAACUCAUUGAGUGCAUUUAAGGCAGAGAAAGAUAGAUUUUUGAUUAGCCAGGGCAUCAAAGGGUAUGGGGAGAAGGCAGGGGAGUGGGGAUGACUGAAAGAAUUGGAUCAGCCCAUGAUUGGAUGGCAGAGCAGACUCGAUGGGCCGAAUAGCUCACUUCUGCUCCUAUAUCUUAUGGUCUUAUGGACAUUUUUAGAGUCAUGAGGUGAGCUGCUGCUCAAAUGAGGUGAGUGUACUCUGGUAAAUCCCAGGAGUUUAGUGGUGGAAGACUCGAUAAUUUUUGAAUAUCCCAAGAGUGCUGAGAUUCCUUUCUGGAUUUACACAGUGCAAGGCACAAGAAGCACAAAGGUUGCUUGCUAUUUAUCAAGCAAUGCUUGAAUAUUGACCAGUCUUCUUACAAGUAGGCAUGGACCAGUUUAUAAUCUGGGAGAUUGUAAACUAAAUUCAAUAUUGCCCAGUUUUCAGAAACUUUACUGUAAUUCUCCAAACGAAUAAUAGGAAUUAAGUUUGAAGCUAGAGUAAUAAUGAUGAUGAAAUAGAUCGAAACCCAGUACUGCAUCAGAUAGAACGAUGAGUUUGUUGAGGCCUGAGAGUGACCAGAGAAUAAGGUUUGUAGGACUGACUUUCACCUGCCAGCAGCUAAAUGGGGAAAUAUGGCAUCAUUUAGAGAUGAAAUUUGGACAGGUAGUGUGACACCACAUGGUUGAAGGGCAAGCCAAGGAUAAAAGUUAUGAUGUAGAGUUAAAUGUUAUCUUUGUUCUUGUAGAGGCAAAAUAUUUUGUUAUUCAACACUCAAAUGAAUCUACAUAGCUUCAGUUAAUGAUACAGAUUUUUCUUAGUGUAUCUGUAGCAAGCACUUAUUUCAUUCUGUCUCCUGUCUUUCUACCAUUUACUGUUUCCU
Messenger RNA from Hypanus sabinus (Atlantic stingray), 5837 nucleotides. Its product is annotated as integral membrane protein GPR155-like. Bases 222 to 2558 code for a protein of 778 amino acids. The record is from RefSeq and is a predicted model, not a curated record. Gene Ontology annotation, cellular component: membrane. Gene Ontology annotation, biological process: transmembrane transport; intracellular signal transduction. The transcript is spliced from 16 exons. Lineage: Eukaryota; Metazoa; Chordata; Chondrichthyes; Myliobatiformes; Dasyatidae.